Molecule: messenger RNA, 2802 nt
Organism: Cyphellophora europaea CBS 101466
Lineage: Eukaryota; Fungi; Ascomycota; Eurotiomycetes; Chaetothyriales; Cyphellophoraceae
Exons: 1
Coding region: 1-2802 (933 amino acids)
Molecular function (GO): ATP binding; nucleic acid binding
Source: RefSeq, a predicted model, not a curated record
AUGCAUGCCACAUCUUGGCAGUCAGUAGCACAAUAUGGCCAUCAGACCAGUGUUGAUCUUGUACGGGAGCAGCCUGUGAUAACCACCGGCGGAGCUGGCACAAAACGUAGCUAUCAACAAUAUCUUGUUCCCGACCAGCAGUCUCGCUCGCCUCUCGCCACAAGCCCCGCGGUCAGACCAGCUGCGAAUGUCAGGACCAAACCAACAGCCCAACUUAUCGCGAGUCGUAUCUCCUAUUCCACCGUCAAUGACGGAACCAUAGUUCCCACUCCUGCGUUACAGCUCCGACCAACGUCAACGCCGUCCCCAGCGGCCAAUCCACUACUAAGUCUUCGCCAUUCUCGUUAUGGCUUACCUGCGGCUCUUGUCGACAACUUUGAACGUCUUGGAGUCAAUGCAAUCUACCCAUGGCAAUCAUCAUGUCUGCUGGGGAAAGGACUCCUGGAUGGCACCCAAAACCUGAUCUAUACGGCUCCCACUGGCGGGGGCAAGUCGCUGGUGGCGGAUGUUCUGAUGCUAAAGAAAUUGGUCACGGAACCGGACAAAAAGGCAAUCCUCGUGCUUCCGUACGUAGCUUUGGUCCAGGAGAAACUGAAGUGGCUUCGAGCUCUGGUUGACAACGUUGAGAGACAUUCCGACGCGGAUGACGAUGACGGCUCCCGGUUUGCACAGAGGAGCAAAACGAUACAAGUGAUGGGCUUUCUGGGUGGCAGUCGGGCCAAGCUCACAUGGCCUGACUUUGACAUCGCCGUUUGCACAAUAGAGAAGGCCAACGCCCUUGUCAACUCGGCGAUUGAGGAAGGGCGUAUUCAUCAAUUGGGCAUCGUUGUCCUCGAUGAGCUACACAUGGUGGACGACGAGGGUCGUGGCUACAUUAUGGAGCUUAUGGCAACCAAACUACUCACCCUGCAGAGCGGCAUACAAAUCAUCGGCAUGAGUGCUACCUUGUCAAAUCCAGAGGUAUUAGCAGAGUGGCUGCAUGCGAAAUUUUACGUCUCCCGAUACCGACCCAUCCCGAUCGAGGAGCAUUUAGUCUACGAGAAUUCCAUCUACCGAAACGCCAACACCAAAGACUUCUUUCGGACAGCGAGCCAGCUAAGUGGUCGAUCUUCGGGCAGUAAUUCGGCAUCCACGCAGAAACCUGCGGAACCCUGUCACAAGAUCUCCCAUUCGCUGCAUCCUGAGCUCGAAAACCCUCUGCUUAAUGCUGUUGUGGCUUUGGCCAUCGACACAGCUUCCCAGGGACAUGGUGCCCUUGUGUUUUGUAGUAGCAGAAUGGGAGUCGAGCGGGUUGCAACUCUCAUUGCCCAAGCAAUGCCCUUAAGCAUGCUAUCUACUGAUGCAUGCGAGCAACGAUCAGACAUCAUGGCCGCUCUGCAGACCUUACCGAAUGGCUACGAAGCCACGUUCAAUCAGACUGUGCCUGCAGGGGUGGGCUUCCACCAUGCUGGGCUGACCGUUGAGGAGCGUGACACCGUUGCAGACGCAUAUGAUAAAGGCCUCCUGAAGGUCAUGGUGGCAACAUGCAGUCUUGCUGCGGGCAUCAAUCUCCCAGCGCGGAGAGUGAUACUUCACGGAGCAAGAAUGGGCCGAGAUCUGGUUGGGCCUGCCAUGCUCAGGCAAAUGCGUGGCCGCGCUGGGCGUAAAGGCAAAGACGAGAUUGGUGAGACCUACCUCUGCUGUGCUAAGACCGACCUCGAAGCUGUAGCCGAGUUGCUAGAAGCCGAGAUGCCUCCAGUAACAAGUUGUUUGACGCCAGAGAAACGAGGUCUCAAGCGAGCAGUCCUCGAAGUCAUUGCCACGCGUUUGGCCAACAGCAAGGAAAGUCUUGAAGAUUACCUUCGCUCCUCACUGCUAUGGCAGACGUGUGACCAAGGUCUGGUGAUGGGCAUGCUUAACACAGCGCUGUCCGAUUUGGUGUCAACCAAACUGAUCCAACCAUGCCAGGAGGCCUCGCAUUCGUUCCGGCCAACCACGCUUGGGUCAGCAAUCGUGUCAUCGGCUCUUACACCCGAGGAUGGCAUCUUUGUCCACGCGGAAAUGCAACGUGCAUUGGCAUCGUUCGUGAUGGAGUCCGAGAUGCACACCCUGUAUCUGUUUACUCCGAUCCCGUCACCUACUCAACCCAGCGAGAUUGACUGGCCAACCUUUCAGAAACAUCUAGACCGCCUCUCGGAAUCGGAUAUACGAGCGCUCGGACUCGUAGGCGUUUCGCCAUCCAAGGUCAUUCGUUUGGCGGUUUCGGGUGCACAACUACCAGAGAACACUCCCGAGGAAGUCAACAUUGCUCGCAUAUACCGUCGAGCAUACGCAUCUCUCCAGCUCCGAGAUGUCUGCAAUGAGGUUCCAGUGCACGAAAUCUCGCUGCGAUACAAUGUACCGCGAGGUCAGGUGCAAAACCUAGCUCAAAUGUGUCAUGGAUUUGCUGCAGGCAUGAUCAAGUUCUGCGAGCGGAUGGGAUCUGGCUUCUCGCUGCUCGGAGCGGUGCUAGAACAUAUGUGCGACCGGCUUCGGGCGGGAGCACGAGCUGAUCUUUUGGAUCUUGCCAAAGUAGCCUUUGUCAAGAGCCGGAUGGCUCGCUUGUUAUGGGAGAAUGGGUUCAAGUCGGUCAGGAUGCUUGCCGAAGCGCGCAUCGAGGAUAUCAUGCCGGUAAUCAUGCUGGCGCAGAAGAAAAAGUUGAAGGUUGAUGGUGUGACCAACGAUGACAAGGUGCUAGAGAAGGUCCGGGUCAAGGCCGAGAUCAUGGUCAAGAGUGCAGGCAAGGUGUGGGAGUUGAUGAUGUUGGAAGAUUUGGAGGAGUGA